This is a messenger RNA of Phacochoerus africanus (Common warthog), 3973 nucleotides long. RefSeq names its product calsyntenin 3 (gene CLSTN3). Bases 302 to 3175 code for a protein of 957 amino acids. NCBI's taxonomy places the organism in Eukaryota, Metazoa, Chordata, Mammalia, Artiodactyla, Suidae. Gene Ontology annotation, molecular function: calcium ion binding; X11-like protein binding; amyloid-beta binding. The transcript is spliced from 18 exons. The record is from RefSeq and is a predicted model, not a curated record. Gene Ontology annotation, cellular component: postsynaptic membrane; cell surface. Gene Ontology annotation, biological process: homophilic cell-cell adhesion; positive regulation of synapse assembly; positive regulation of synaptic transmission.
AUCCUGCAGUAGCGGGGAUGGGGUGGGAAUGAGAGAGAGAGAGAGUGAGGACGCGGGGCUCCAGAGCGAAGGAGAAGCCACUGCAAGUCCCCCACCUCAGCCACCGAGGUUGGGGUCUGCCCAGGUCUGCUCUAUGGACUAGAGCGGGCAUCAGGCUCCUCUCGACCUCGGCCCCACUGCUGGCGCUCUUGCCUUCCCUCCUCGGGCAGCCCCUGCAACCCUCCCCCAAGGUGGAUAAGCGGGCUUGAGGCUCCCAGGGGAGAGCGAUCGCGGGGGGGCCCUGCCCUGCCCGCCCCGCACCAUGACCCUCCUCCUGUUGUCCCUCGUGCUCGCCUCCCUGCUCCCCUCCAGCUCCUGUAACAAAGCCAACAAGCACAAGCCAUGGAUCGAGGCGGAAUACCAGGGCAUCGUCAUGGAGAACGACAACACGGUCCUGUUGAACCCACCACUCUUUGCCUUGGACAAGGAUGCCCCCCUACGCUAUGCAGGUGAGAUCUGUGGCUUCCGGCUGCAUGGGUCUGGGGUGCCCUUUGAGGCCGUGAUCCUGGACAAGGCGACGGGAGAAGGGCUGAUCCGGGCCAAGGAGCCUGUGGACUGCGAGGCCCAGAAGGAGCACACCUUCACCAUCCAGGCCUACGACUGCGGCGAGGGCCCCGACGGGGCCAACACCAAGAAGUCCCAUAAGGCCACCGUGCACGUGCGGGUCAACGACGUGAACGAGUUUGCCCCCGUGUUUGUGGAGCGGCGGUACCACGCGGCGGUGACCGAGGGGAAGCUGUACGACCGCAUCCUGCGGGUGGAGGCAAUCGAUGGCGACUGCUCCCCCCAAUACAGCCAGAUCUGCUACUACGAGAUCCUCACGCCCAACACCCCCUUCCUCAUCGACAAUGACGGGAACAUUGAGAACACGGAGAAGCUGCAGUACAGUGGCGAGAAGCUCUACAAGUUCACCGUCACGGCGUAUGACUGUGGGAAGAAGCGGGCGGCUGAUGACGCUGAGGUGGAGAUCCAGGUGAAGCCCACCUGUAAACCCAGCUGGCAAGGCUGGAACAAAAGGAUUGAAUAUGCACCAGGCGCCGGGAGCUUGGCUUUGUUCCCUGGUAUCCGCCUGGAGACCUGCGAUGAACCUCUGUGGAACAUUCAGGCCACCAUAGAGCUGCAGACCAGCCAUGUGGCCAAGGGCUGUGACCGAGACAACUACUCAGAGCGGGCACUGCGGAAACUCUGUGGCGCUGCCCCCGGGGAGGUGGACCUGCUGCCCAUGCCUGGUCCCAACGCCAACUGGACGGCCGGACUCUCCGUGCACUACAGCCAGGACAGCAGCCUCAUCUACUGGUUCAACGGCACCCAAGCUGUGCAGGUGCCCCUGGGUGGCACAGCUGGGCUGGGCUCGGGGCCCCAGGACAGCCUCAGUGACCAUUUUACCCUGUCCUUCUGGAUGAAGCAUGGCGUGACUCCCAGCAAGGGCAAGAAGGAAGAGGAAACCAUUGUGUGUAACACAGUCCAGAAUGAGGACGGCUUCUCUCACUACUCACUGACUGUCCAUGGCUGCAGAAUUGCCUUCCUUUACUGGCCUCUGCUUGAAAGUGCUCGGCCAGUCAAGUUUCUCUGGAAGCUGGAGCAGGUCUGCGAUGACGAGUGGCACCACUAUGCCUUGAACCUUGAGUUCCCCACAGUCACACUCUAUGCCGAUGGCAUCUCCUUUGAUCCUGCCCUCAUCCACGACAAUGGACUCAUCCACCCACCUCGAAGGGAGCCUGCACUCAUGAUUGGGGCCUGUUGGGCCGAGGAGAAGAACAGAGAGAAGGAAAAGGGAGGCGACAACAGUACGGACGCCACACCAGGAGACCCCUUGCCGAUCCACCACUACUUCCACGGCUACCUGGCUGGUUUCAGCGUGCGCUCAGGCCGCCUGGAGAGCCGUGAGGUCAUCGAGUGCCUCUAUGCAUGUCGGGAGGGGCUGGACUAUAGGGAUUUCGAGAGCCUGGGCAAAGGCAUGAAGGUCCACGUGAACCCCUCGCAGUCCCUGCUCACCCUGGAGGGGGAUGAUGUGGAGACCUUCAACCAUGCCCUGCAGCAUGUGGCUUACAUGAACACUCUGCGCUUUGCCACGCCUGGCGUCAGGCCCCUGCGCCUCACCACUGCGGUCAAGUGCUUCAGUGAAGAAUCCUGUGUCUCCAUCCCCGAAGUGGAGGGCUACGUGGUGGUACUCCAGCCUGAUGCCCCCCAGAUUCUGCUUAGUGGCACUGCUCAUUUUGCCCGCCCAGCUGUGGACUUCGAAGGACCUGAGGGGGUCCCUUUGUUCCCUGAUCUUCAAAUCACUUGCUCCAUUUCUCAUCAAGUGGAGGCCAAAAAGGAUGAGAGCUGGCAGGGCACAGUGACAGACACUCGCAUGUCGGAUGAGAUCGUGCACAACCUGGACGGCUGUGAGAUUUCUCUGGUGGGGGAUGACCUGGACCCCGAGCGGGAGAGCCUACUCUUGGACAUGGCGUCCUUGCAGCAGCGAGGACUGGAGCUCACCAACACGUCCGCCUACCUCACUAUUGCUGGGGUGGAGAGCAUCACGGUGUAUGAGGAGAUCCUGAGGCAGGCUCAUUAUCGGCUGCGACAUGGAGCUGCCCUCUAUGCCCGGAAAUUCCGGCUUUCCUGCUCCGAAAUGAACGGGCGUUACUCCAGCAAUGAGUUCGUGGUGGAGGUCAGCGUCCUGCACAGCAUGAACCGGGUGGCUCACCCCAGCCACAUGCUCAGCUCCCAGCAGUUCCUGCACCGAGGUCACCAACCCCCGCCCGAGAUGGCCGGACACAGCCUGGCCAGCUCCCACCGCAACUCCAUGGUCCCCAGUGCCGCGACCCUCAUCAUUGUGGUGUGUGUGGGUUUCCUGGUGCUCAUGGUCGUCCUGGGCCUCGUGCGCAUCCACUCGCUGCACCGCCGUGUCUCGGGGGCUGGAGGGACCCCAGGGGCCUCCAGUGACCCCAAGGACCCCGACCUCUUCUGGGACGACUCAGCUCUCACCAUUAUUGUCAACCCCAUGGAGUCCUACCAGAGCCGGCAGGCCUGCGUGGCUGGCGCUGCAGGUGGCCAGCAGGAGGACGAGGACAGCAGCGACUCUGAGGCAGCCGACUCGCCCAGCAGUGACGAGAGACGCAUCAUCGAGACCCCGCCUCACCGCUACUAAGGCCUCCAUCGCCUCUCCCCCCUCCCCAGCCCAACAGAGAGAGAGAAUUCUCCCCGGGUGAGACAGACACCCCCAGAAGGGAGAGAAGGACAUUCUGAGAGAAGAGAGCCCGGGAGGGAGGGAACUCUUGGAACAAGUCAUGCAUCCUGUAACCUCAGAAUCCCCUGGGAUCCCCCCAUCCCCCUACCCCUCACUCACCCACAGCUCACCCCCUCUGUGCCUCUGGGCGCUGACUCCCCUGGUGUGGGAGACUUUGGCUGCCUUUUCUGCCCCCAGGCAGCCGCCCCCUUCCCUGUCUUGCCCCCCAGUGGCCUGCGCUAUAAUGGGGGGGGGGGGGUUAGGGACUGAAGGAGACCCUGUCCUUUACUCUCCCCCACUCUCCUGUCCACAGAGCCCCUGAUCCAGACCCCCCCCCCAAAGCUGGGCCUUCCCUGCUUCUCUUACGACCACCCCUUCCCAUUUCACUCUGGGGACCCCUGCUUCUUCUCCUGGUCCCCUUCCCUCCUCUUUCGUCCCCUUUCCCCUCCUCUCCUGGCCUGAGGUCCCAUAGCCCCUUCCUGCAGGACCUGGUUGUGGCUGGGUUGUGGGGAUGGGAGCCGAGGUGGGGGCCCCGGGUGUAUUAUAUAUAAUGUAUAUUUUUUCAUGUCGUCGUGAGCGCAGCCCCUGUGUUCUGUGUGCAGCCUCGUGUGUGCGUGUGGCAUCGUUAAGUCCUGGGGUGGGGGUAGGGGGAUGGGUGUGGUGGGACAGGGGACACAUCCUAGGGUUUUCAAAUAAAACAACCAGAAAAAAGCUAAGUGA